CGUAUUCUGGCAACUUGCCCAUUCAGUAGCUGCUAGGUAGCACGGGAAUCUCGACUUGCGUCUAACUGCGUGUAAUCGGCAGUGUAAUUCAUGACAGUGCGCUGACAGCCGAAGAGGUUGCGGUAUCUUCUGUAUAGUUUUGACUGACUAAAAUGGUUCGUCUCCUGAUAGCGUUGCUGCUCACAACAGCUCUUAUGGCCCGUGAAAGUCACGCCUGCCUCUACACCUGUCUCACUCCGAGCAACGAAAAAUAUUGCUGUGACAGCAACCUCGAUCGAGUCAUCCCUCCGGAGAUUCACCCAGGCACGUGCCCCAUAACACGACCAGAAUGCCCGGAUGUCCGUACCAGAGUUGAAACUCCUAAGCUCUGCCCACACGAUGGCCUGUGUGACAAGACCUCGAAGUGCUGCUACGACAUCUGUCUGGAGCAUCACGUCUGCAAACCUGUUCUCAAUGUUCCCAUCAUCUUCCCAGAAGGACCCUAGACAAGUUUCUUAAGUCUUCCACUCUGGGAAGGAUUCUCAGAGAUUAGAAAUGUUCUGAAAUGCACCCGUUACCAGCUUCUUCAAGGUUCAGGGUCUUAGCAAACUCAAGGUUUUCCUGUUCCUUGAGAAUCUUAACUUUUUCUACGUAUCAUAGUAAACUAUAAUGAGUUUGAAUCAUGAGUUAAUGCAUUUUGUAGCUUGCCUGAUCUUUACUUGACAUCGCUCUAGUUUAGAAAGUGAAGUGAUUUAGUAUAAUUACUCUAAUUUUCCGAGAAGCAAUGAGGCGUAAAGCAGCGUUUCCCUUUAUCAAGCAGUUCAUAAAUGCCUCGUAGACCUAAUUGUUUGACUGUUGUAAGAAAAUUAAAAUGGUCACUUAACUCGUUUUAAUUUCCUCUCAUUUACCUACCCAUGUCAUUCCCUCAUCGUGAGAAAGCGAGUGUAUAGACUAGAGUGACCAAUUACUUUUGUUUAGAAAAAAAUAUUACAUUAGAUUUCUUGUUCUGUUUUGAAAUGCAGUUUUGAAGCAACUCUUCAUUCACGACUGCCGAGAAGUAUUAGUAGUUAUUGUUAAAUUGGUUUAGUAAGCGUAGCCUGAAUGGUACACCUGGUAACCUCUCUUACUAGAAAGAGUAGCCAGGUAGACACAGAACCCUUAUAAGGUCUGACUGUAUAUAUGGUGUUAGAAGACAGCAGACGUUCGAUGUUGCAGUCACAACCUCUGGUAUUUAUUCGAUCCUUAGUUCUUAGUUUUCUUUUUAUAAGUCUUAACAGGAAGGGUUGUCAUAUGAGAAUAUGUUUAAAGAAAUUAGUUUCCUCCAAUACAGAAUGCAUCAACGGGCCUUUUUUUUUCCUAGUCUGAAUUCAAGCUUUACUAUUCCCAUGGAUACUUACAGUAUCCUGUGGGUAACGCCGAAGUGAAGAGAGUUCUUCGUCAUUCUCGUUUUUAUUCACCAAUUUCACUUUUUUUAUUCUUUUUCUUUGUGGAUCAGUCCCUUUUCUGUUCCUACUGAGAAAACGAUUUGAUGCAUUUAGGCCUUAUCAUUUCUUUAAUAAUUAUUUGGAAAAUUAACAAGGAUUAUUUCUCUCGAUAUCAAUAAUUUGUUACCCAUUUUAUGGCGUCCCAUUUGAAAUGGUCUAGUUCCUGAACUCUUACAAAAAGACCUAGUUUAGGUCUGAUGUCAAAAAAGACGGUUAUUUGCAAUAAAGAGAUGGACGAACAUUACUUUAUGAUUAGCAGUCCAUAUGUGAAACGUCCUAUCCUUGUUCAUUUACAUAUUCUUUUUCCUGUCAGCUUAGACAUGUUUCAAGAGAGCAAAACCGCCCCUGACCUUAUCAUACGAGUUUAGUGGACGCUCUAGAACGGGGGACAAUUACAGCAAUCACUCGUAAAUAAACAAACACUGUCUCGGAAGAGUUUCGAGUAAUGCAACUUUUUUUUUUUUUUAAUAAACUCUGCUUUUAAAAUUCUAUGCUUAUAUUAGUUUUACGUGCACUUUAGGGCUCAUUUCAGACGCAUUUUGGAGAAAUGUAUCAAGCCUCGCCACCUCUCUUGAAUGACCUAGGUCUAGCUGUGAUAGUAGCCUCAAUCUGAGAGCGUCUCGUAAAUGGUGUUGGUCAAGUCUUACCUAUGACUACUGGGUAGCUAGUAUCAUCUCAGUUGGGUUUGGGGCAUCCUAAGCAUUAACCAGAGCAUAGGCAGAGCUCACAUGGAGAUGUGGGGGGUCUAUGUCCAAAAAAUUAAAAUUGGCGGCGAAAAGGUUUAUAAUGUUCAAAGGUAAGAGUUUGAUUUUAUGAUUCCAAUUUUUUUUUAUUAAACCGUUUUCGCUUAGUCGUGUAUGUGUGCUCGCUAGACACAGAAAUAAAAUACUAAAUAUACAUUUUAAGUCUGAAAAAAAUA
Macrobrachium nipponense is the source of this 2382-nucleotide messenger RNA. RefSeq lists its product as uncharacterized. The transcript has 4 exons. The coding region runs from base 153 to 485 and encodes 110 amino acids. The record is from RefSeq and is a predicted model, not a curated record. NCBI's taxonomy places the organism in Eukaryota, Metazoa, Arthropoda, Malacostraca, Decapoda, Palaemonidae.